Molecule: messenger RNA, 450 nt
Organism: Plasmopara halstedii
Lineage: Eukaryota; Oomycota; Peronosporomycetes; Peronosporales; Peronosporaceae
Product: Heterochromatin-associated protein HP1 and related CHROMO domain proteins
Exons: 1
Coding region: 1-450 (149 amino acids)
Biological process (GO): chromatin organization; negative regulation of transcription by RNA polymerase II
Cellular component (GO): pericentric heterochromatin
Molecular function (GO): chromatin binding
Source: RefSeq, a predicted model, not a curated record
AUGGAGCCAAGCGCCCCACCGUUGCCUGCAGCGACGCAUUUACCCACUCCACAGCUAGGCGUCGCUCCGACAGAGCGCGGUAGUCAUCAAGGCAUGGCAGCCGGUGCACGACGCGCUCCAAAUCAUCAAGAGCGUCCGCACAGCGAUAUGCCACUUCAGCAUGACGCUCAGCCGAGCUUUGAUCACGAAGGAUCUCAUCCUCAAGGACUCGAAGAGCACCGCGAGUCACCGGGCGGCAAUCGACCCAGUCGUCACCGCCAGCCACCGACUCUUCUCGAUGAGAGCGGUGACGUCCACUAUCACGUGGAGCGUCUAGUGGGACGACGUCGUUACCAGGGUCAAACCCAAUAUCUGGUGAAGUGGUGGGGAUAUCCCGACUCCGAAAACUCGUGGGAGUUUGAGACGCCGCUUAGGCAAGAUUGCUCAGGCACUGUGAACGCUUUUGAUUAG